Molecule: messenger RNA, 1568 nt
Organism: Aureobasidium pullulans EXF-150
Lineage: Eukaryota; Fungi; Ascomycota; Dothideomycetes; Dothideales; Saccotheciaceae
Exons: 4
Coding region: 134-1213 (359 amino acids)
Molecular function (GO): nucleic acid binding
Source: RefSeq, a predicted model, not a curated record
CGCGACACAUGCAAGUUCGGUUUGCAUACACCAACGACGUCCAGCUUUAAUUCUUCCCACUACCUCUCUUCGACCCUUUCUUUUCUCUUCAAACACAAUCGCGCCGAUCGAGCGCGACCGCACGCGAACCAAAAUGGCCAAAAACAAGCAGCAACAGGAAAAGCCGACCGUCUCAUUCGAUGAGAUGAUCAAGGCAGAUCGUCAAAAGCGCAAGGCAGAGAACCUUGCCCAGGAGAUCUUCGGCAAGAACCGCCGCCAGAGCGCCCCUCAGAACAACAACAACAAGAAACAGCAAACGCAGCUGGGUGGCAGUCUGGCCAGCAGGGUCGGCAUCACAAAGCGCUCGUCCUCGGCCGCUUCCAUUCCCACCCUGGGCAAACAACAGCAAAACCGUGGAAACCAGAAGAACCGCAACGGCCGUCAAUCACUAGGAGGCGCAGACAACAGAAGAGAAGCCGCAUACCAGACAGCAGCACAGCAGGCUCCACCCGCCUCAUUCAACAUCAAGCCCCGAUCCUUUGCAACAGUCGACAGCGAAAUAACGAUUCGUGGAGCCGCUGGUCCGUACUGCGUCGUUGCCAGCAACUUUGCGCCAGGAACCACAGCUGCAGACAUUGAGAGUGUCAUGGCCCCGGUCGGAGGUGACAUGUCUGGUUGCAAGCUGAUCUCUUCUCAACCCAACGUAAUUGCCGAGAUGCUCUUCCUGGACAAGGCCGGCGCAGACAAUGUUAUCAACAUGUUCAACGGCAAGAAGGCUGAUGGAAGAAUCUUGUACGUCUACCUUAAGGAGGGAGGCCCGUCACAAUCCGUCCACUCUGCCACGCCGCGCAUUGCUUCGCCCAUCGUCGUACAACCCGAACCCGUUCAGGAACAAGGCGCUGAGGACACUAUGGAGAUCGAACAACAAUACCCUACCGAGCCUAGUCCUCUGCCACCAACAGAACCUUCUCCUCGCCCUCAAUACGACAACUCGCGGCAACCACGGGAUGGUAGAGCAUCGUACCGUGAGGACUAUGAUCGUGGCAAUCGUCAUGCCGAGCCAGGCUAUCAAGAUGGAAGAUAUGGCUUCAACGAGCAACGCUAUAACGAGCCGCGCUAUGAUGAUCGCCGCCCCAGAUACCGUGACGAGGGCCGCAUGUACUCGGACGACGUGAUGCGUGGUGGUUCUCGAAGAGGCGGAGGCGGCCGCGGCGGUGGACGCUACCGCGGAUAGGACUCAGAGGACUACCACACGAGGACUGUAACUGUCCGCACAUAGCAUAAGUGAUGACACGCUCUUGAUUCCGGGACUUCAGGCUAUGCACACGAGCUGCAUUUCAUCCUGGCUUUAUUAACAUUAUACCUAAGUACCUUUCAUUUUCACAAUGGCAUGAGCGACAAAGGAUGACAGAGUUGUUCUUGCUUUCGACUUCACUUGUCUCAAUCUCAUGACAUUAUGAGCAAGGCAGUGGUUGCUCUUUUCAUUGGUCGGCGUGUAAUACCUCUUGGACCGUAGAAGACUUCAUUCACAGCGUUUCUCAGUUUGUACUACUACAGCAGAUGAAUCAAGCUUUCAUUGAUACUAUGCC